Molecule: messenger RNA, 2309 nt
Organism: Drosophila miranda
Lineage: Eukaryota; Metazoa; Arthropoda; Insecta; Diptera; Drosophilidae
Product: protein ORD-like
Exons: 5
Coding region: 101-1570 (489 amino acids)
Source: RefSeq, a predicted model, not a curated record
CCAGCCGGUGUCCAGCGGGUGAUUAGCAACACUGUGAAUGUGAAGCUCUCUGAAAAAGUUUUUCUGGUGAAAAUUGUUCGAUUUCGGCAAAAAAAAAAACAUGGACGAGGCUAAGGGAGAUAAAAGUAUGCGCUUUCUAUCGCUGAACAUCAAAGACUGCCUCGGCUGCAGCGAUGUGAGCGUGUCGUUCCCCCAAUCGAACAGCGUGCACGUGCUGCUGUACAAGCCGAUGGGGCAGGAGCAGGCCCGCGACACCGUCAAUGUGGCCGUGACGCCUGUGGCACAGGCCAUACAGCUGCUGUGCACUCGGACCUUUCCGGACGCCGAGAGCUUGGAGCGGCUGCCGCUGCUGGAGGUGGGACGCGGCAGCGUUUCCCUGCGCUUUCAGGUGUUGCAGCCCGCACCCUCGGAGGAGGACAGCGACAGCGACUUGGACCUGGAGCCGUCCACAUCGGCGCAGGCAAGAGUGCGUCUCGAGGAGCGGAAGAAACGCCACGAGGCGGCACGUAAUCGCAAGAAAAUCUUCGUAGUCGAAAAGGAGGUGAUGGUCGAGCGGCGAUUCAACGAUCCCCAGAGUCUGGACUGGGUCACCUUUACGGUGAACGGUGGCGAGAUCCUCAAAUGGCAGCUGGACGAGUUCCACGCUCAGUUCUUCGAGGAUCCCCAGUACUCGUCCAUCCAUCUGUGGGAUCUGCAGCACAAGUGCGCCGGCAAUUGGCUGCAGAUCAUCCGGGCGGACGGCAAUGGCUACAAAAACUUUCAGACCCCGGGCAAUCCUUUUGAGAUCUUUGCCAAGCUCUUCGUUCGCAAGGAGCUGGAUGAGGAGGAUUUGGUGUGCAAAUUGGCCGAAUCCUGUAUUACCGUCAACGAGGCCGUACUCCGCUCGGAGCGUCAGUUCGUGAUGCAGGUGUUCAACCAUGUGCGCGGCAUAUUCGAGUACUUCACCAUGAAGCAGUAUACGGUGUGGUUCCUGGUGCCCGGCGCCCAGGGCCCUCAAAGUCUGACCGAAGAGGUAUAUGCGACCUCUCUGUUUUCCACAUGUUUUUCAUUGCGUUUUCCUCCGGCAGGAUCUCGACUUCGAUUUGCGUACUGUUCGCACUUCCAUCCGUAUUGCUGGCGACAACAGGAACAUCUUCUGGAGCCAGUCCGAUCACAAUGUCCAGAACUUGCUGAUGGUCUCCUUCCAGUUGGCCCUGAGCAAUCGUUGCUGAUUAUCAGCCAUUUGGAUAAGAUAGCUGAUUUCGUGACCUGGCAGUUUAUCACGGCUUCCCACAUGAACGACAUCUAUGCCCGUGGACCCACAGAUUCGAAAUGGGUUUGCAUGCGCUACUUGCAACGCAUCGUCGAAAUGGCCCAGGCCAACUGCAUCAUUGUCCUCAUCGAGUAUCCCAGCUUCCUGAGCAUUCUCUCCGACGAGCGGCAUGUGAUCAAGUGUGAGAAGCAGCCGGACAAAGAAUCCUGGGACGUUAAAGUUGCGUCCGCCGAAUCGUCCGAGUCCCGCUUGGAAAUCCUUAAGAAUGCCAUAAAUUUGGAGCUAGGCAGUGUCGCGCCCGCCACCCCUCAAGAAUAAGGCAUCUAUCAAGCGCUCAUCCAAUUUUAGUUUUACAAAUAUUUCCUUUGCUCCUCCAUUGUUCCAUUGCUCGUUUUGUAAUUACGCAGCCGCCUCCGCCGCCGCUGCCGCUCACGGAACAACAACAGGAGCACCAUUCUUCAGCUCCAUUUCAAUUAGGGUUUUGCCGGCUGUCAGUUUGAAUGCCACACAGCCAGCAAGCCAUCGCCAUCAUCAUCACCAUUCUCAUCCUCAUCCAUAUCCCUGCCACCGCAACAGCAGCAGCAACUGCAACUACAACUACAAUGGCUGUCAGUCAAAGGCACGCGUCAUUUGCUGGCGAAAUGCAUUUUACGUAAACCUAAAAGCAUUUUAAGCUAAACCUCAACGCCCACCGCUAUCGACCCAGUUAGAAGACGGGUACCACGGCCUGGAGAUGCAUUUGGAAGGAGCGACUGUCUGUCUGGCUGACUUGACUGAUUGGCGGUUGUUGGGGCAACUUUUCGACGCAAGAACAUAUCCGAAUGUGCUACAUUUCAGACGAAGCCGAAGGAAACAGAACACUUUUUUUUUUUGUAGAAUUAAAGAUAUUCAAGAUUUGGCAUUCAAUAAUUGCCUUGGUGGGGCCAAAACUUACAUAUAUAACAUAUUCCAUUCAUUCAAAAAUAAUAUCAGAGAACAACAAGAGAUGGAUCCCAUUUAUUUGGAAAAAAUACACACAUUUUUUUUUUAUUGUAUCAAGAUGAAUUGAUAAAAAAUG